AUGUCUUUGUGUGGGUCCUCAAAAGGAGCUUCCUUUGGCCGCAGACCAAUUCAAAGAAAGGUGGUUGUCUGCGGCGAUGGUGCUUGCGGCAAAACAUCGCUUCUCAACGUGUUCACGCGUGGAUUCUUUACCCAAGUCUAUGAACCCACCGUGUUUGAAAACUAUGUCCACGAUCUUCUGGUCGACGAUCAGCUUGUAGAACUGAGCCUUUGGGAUACCGCCGGACAAGAAGAGUUCGACCGUUUACGUUCGCUUUCUUAUGCUGAGACACAUGUUAUCAUGAUAUGUUUUUCCGUUGACAAUCCAGUUUCAUUGGAAAAUGUUGAAUCCAAGUGGUUAGACGAAAUUCUUGAGUACUGCCCAGGGGUCAAGGUACCUUUGAAAUGUGACCUUCGCGAUGACAGAGCAGUAAAGGACCGGUUACUACGGUACGGAACGCACCCCGUGGAAUAUGAAGAAGGGCUUUCAGUGGCUCGACGAAUACGAGCAUCCCGAUAUCUAGAAUGCAGUUCGAAGCAUAACCGUGGUGUCACCGAGGUCUUCUAUGAGGCGGCCCGCGUGUCACUGAGCACGCGUGCAAAAGGUUCUCGAGACAACUGCAUCGUAAUGUGA
Molecule: messenger RNA, 612 nt
Organism: Desarmillaria tabescens
Lineage: Eukaryota; Fungi; Basidiomycota; Agaricomycetes; Agaricales; Physalacriaceae
Product: small GTPase superfamily
Exons: 10
Coding region: 1-612 (203 amino acids)
Biological process (GO): small GTPase-mediated signal transduction
Cellular component (GO): cytosol
Molecular function (GO): GTPase activity; GTP binding; protein kinase binding
Source: RefSeq, a predicted model, not a curated record